Messenger RNA from Didymodactylos carnosus, 2175 nucleotides. Lineage: Eukaryota; Metazoa; Rotifera; Eurotatoria; Philodinida; Philodinidae. The record is from the annotation of a GenBank genome assembly.
AUGUCCGUGACUGACCCCAUUCACUACUCCCAAAUUCGUCGUGAUGACAAUGUGAUUGAUGAUUACCAUAGUACACAAAUUCAUGAUCCUUAUCGUUGGCUAGAAGAUCCAGGUUCGGUGGAAACAGAAGAAUUUGUUCGAGCACAAAAUGUAAUAAGCCAAAAAUAUUUAAAAUCUAUUCCGUAUCGUGAAAAAUUUUGUGAACACUUAAAACAAGUAUUUAAUAUACCAAAAUUUUCAUGUCCAAGUAAAUACGCGGGUAAAUAUUAUUAUCAUAUGAAUACAGGAUUACAAAAUCAAGAUAUAUUCUAUGAAUUGGACAGUUUGGACAAAAGUACAGAUGAAGCUCAAAUUAUUCUUGAUCCAAAUACAUUUUCAGAAGAUGGUACAGUAGCAAUACAAUCGAUGAGUUUCUCAGAUGAUGGAAAAACAAUUUGUUAUGCUGUUUCUGAUGCUGGUUCAGAUUGGUCAACAGUAUAUUUUCUGGAUGUUGCAAGUCGAAAAAAACAUGCUGAUGUACUUGAACGAACAAAAUUUUCAUCAUUAGCAUGGACUAUGGAUAAUAAAGGUAUUUUUUAUAGAACAUAUCAAGAUGCACGGCAAAAUUCUGAACAAGAAGAGAAAAACGAGAUAAUAAAUGGUGUUACAUCCAGAAAAAUUGAAAUUGAACGCACCGAUGUUCAAGAAAUUUAUUAUCAUCGUUUAGGUACUCCACGUGGUGAAGAUAUUUGUGUUGUACGUUGUGAAAAAGAUUUAAGCGAUUAUUUUUUCAGUAUUGAAACAUCGAAUGAUGGUCUUUAUUUAAUAGCAUCUAUUCGACUUGGUACAUUGCAUGAAAAUCGUUUAUGGUAUUAUCGAUUAGGUGAAAUAGAAAAAAUUGAAUGGAUUAAACUAAUUGAUGAUUUAAAAUAUACGUAUGAAUUUAUAACAUCACGAGAAAAUAAAUUUUAUUUAAAAACAAAUAUGAAUGCAAAAAAUUAUCGUCUUAUUGUUAUUGAUAUUGAAAAACCAACGGAAAUUAUUGAAUUAAUACCAGAACAUAGUGAAGAUUUAUUAGAAGAUGUAAAGUGUGUGAAUCAAAAUUAUUUUCUUUGUGAAUAUUUAUCACAUGUUAAAAGUGUACUGUAUCUCUAUGAUUUAAAAACUGGACAACAAUUAAAAAAAUUUAAUUUAUCAAUUGGAAAUAUUCAAACAUGGGGUGAUGAACGUGAAAAUGAAAUAUUUAUUCGUAUAGAAUCAUUUUUAUCUCCCUCAGCAAUUUAUGUCUGUGAUUUAAACAAAUCAUUUAGUGAUGAUAAUUUAAAAUUAUUUAAACGUGUUGAAUUUAAUGGUAUAGAUUUAGACACAAUGACAACUGAACAAGUCUUUGUUAAAUCAAAACAAGAUGAAAAUGUUAAAAUUCCAAUGUUUUUGGUACAUAAAAAAUCGAUGAUUAAAAAUGGUGAAAAUCCUGUUUGUCUUUAUGUCUACGGUGGUUUUUCAAUUUCAAUUAAACCAUUUUUCUCAAUAGCAACAACAUUAUGGAUACAUCAUUUUAAUGGAGUAUUUGCUGUUGUAAAUGCAAGAGGUGGUGGUGAAUAUGGUGAAGAGUGGCAUAAAUCAGGUUAUCGUGAAAAAAAAUGGAAUACAUUUUAUGAUGUUUGUUCCUGUAGUGAAUAUUUAAUUGAACAAAACUAUACAUCGGCAUCAAAAUUAGCUAUUAAUGGUGGAAGUAAUGGGGGUUUGACGGUUAGUGUAUGUGCUAAUUUACGUCCUGAUUUAUUUGGAACAGUUGUCAUUCAAGUGGGUGUAUUGGAUUUGUACAGAUACCAUAAGUGGACAAUAGGACACUAUUGGAUCGGUGAAUAUGGAAGCUCAGAUGUGAAAGAAGAUUUUGAUGGAUGGAUUAAAAAUAUAUCACCAUUACAUAAUAUACCUAAGAACAGUUCAAUAUAUCCAUCAAUAAUGGUAACAACAGCUGAUCAUGAUGAUCGAGUAGUCCCUGGUCAUUCAUUUAAAUAUAUUGCACAGUUACAACAUCAAUUGAAAGACUUAAAAAAUAAUCGCCCAUUGAUUAUUCGAAUUGAUAUACGUGCGGGACAUGGUUCGGGAAAACCAACAGUGAAAAGAAUCGAAGAGUUAUCCGAUAUUUAUUGUUUUAUUGCUCAUACUCUGAAUGCUACUUUUAUUGAUUAA